AUUCACCACCAGGCAAAGACUUUCAACCACUUUUUCAGAGCAAACCCAGACUGGGAAAGGAAUAAAAAAGAAAACUCGCCCCCUAAUUGAAUUCGGUGAACAAAAAGAAAAUGACACCGAGAGGUUUGUUGUGGAUACGUUCAGUUUAAAAGUGGAAUGUUACAGUGAACCCGGGUCUUUAUAUUCUGGACUAAUUUGGCCUGUUUUAUAUGGAUUCCAGCAUUGCUUCACCCCUGAUGUUUGCCAGAUAAACUCUGAGUUUCUGUUUCAGUGUUACAGCACUGCACAGAGCUGGGAUUUAGUCAAGCCUAAAGCUGAUCACCAAUCUGGGAGCUAAAGAGAGCAGCUGAGCACCAUUAAGAACUAACAAACUCCUGGCAGCUACUUUCAACAUUCACUUCACUGACACCACAGAAAUGCUUUGGGAGUGCAAAACCUUCCUCUUCUGUGUUUUGUCGGUCUACAUCACAUCACUGGUGGUGGCUUCAGAUGAAAGGCAGCAAGAUAAUCACUGUGCUGAUCUCAACAACAUCACAUGGCGGGAAUACCAGCAGCAAAGAGUCAGACUGAACGUCCAGUAUCUGCUGCUGACCAGGAAAAACAUGGACUGUCCACAAGCAUUCAAUGAGACGUCCCUCACCAUGGAGAACUCCUACUUCAACCCCUCGCGUCCUACAAAGGUUAUCAUCCACGGGUACAGUUAUGUUAGAGUAACAGCCGCAAAUCAUGGCUGCAGACUCCAAUCCUUCCACUUUAUCGGGGUCAGUCUCGGGGCACAUGUCGCUGGUUUUGUGGGAACUUUGUUCGAAGGGAAAAUAGGAAGAAUCACAGGCCUGGACCCUGCUGGACCCAUGUUUAAAGGAGCGGACACCUAUAGCCGGUUGGACCCUUCUGACGCUCAGUUUGUGGAUGCCAUCCACACAGACUCUGACUAUUUUGGCAUCUCCAUCCCUGUUGGCCAUGUGGACUUCUUUCUGAAUGGAGGGAAGGACCAGAUUGGAUGUGCACGCUCCAGGUUUGACUCAAUGUACAGUUAUGUGAUAUGUGACCACAUGAGGGCGCUGGACGUCUACAUGAGCGCGCUGAAUGGCUCGUGCCCGUUAAUGGGGAUCCCGUGCUCCAACUAUGAGGACUUCCUGAAGGGACGCUGUAUGGACUGCGACAUCUUCAGAGGGAAAUGUCCAGUAAUAGGUUUAUCAGAAAACAGUGGGAUAUCUAUAUCUCCCAUUCCCAAAGAGCAGACGCUAUUCCUCCUCACGACUUCUUCACAGCCAUAUUGUGCUCACCACAUCCUGGUGGAGUUGGAAGUUUCGAAACUGGAUAAGAGCGCUGAGAUUGAAGUGACCCUGACAGCUGACAUCCUGGAAACAAAGCAGAUCCUCAGGCUUCAGACAGAUACAACAGUGUACAGGACGGUGAUGGCUCACUCUACCCCCCAGUGUGAAAUCAGCUCCAUCAGGCUGACAAACACAGGAGCUCGCUUCUACAGACAGGCAGAGAUCCACGUCAAGUCUGUCUGUGUGACUGAGUUUCCCUCUCUCAGGCGCAAAGAUCCUGUGUGUGUGAACAACAUCAACAUCAAACGGGGAGCUCGGUGGUCCCACGACCUUGUGCAGUUGUGUGACUUCUAAAGAGAAUGAUCUCCUCGACAACAAUUGAAGCAAGUGCAUAGUGUGCAGCAAUCUGACCUAUGAAGAUACUAACACAGAGAUGGUUUCACAUUUUUAUACCUUGUUUAAUUUUGAGAAAAUAUCAUUGGAGUUCAACCUCAGGGGGCGGAGCCUUAUAUUUUCUAACAUCAUGACUAAAACUGGGGGGAAAAAAGGUUAUUUACAUUAUCAGUAUUUCUGGUACAAUAUUAUUAAUAUUAUAAUUAUCUUUCUUUUUUGCCUAUACUCACUAAAGCGUUGAAGUGUUAAUGAAACCAAACAGUCUAGUUUCACAUCCUAAACCCUUGUUUUUUGUUCUUUUAGCAUUAAAUGCAGCAACAAACUCUUAA
Molecule: messenger RNA, 1999 nt
Organism: Pundamilia nyererei
Lineage: Eukaryota; Metazoa; Chordata; Actinopteri; Cichliformes; Cichlidae
Gene: pla1a
Product: phospholipase A1 member A
Exons: 11
Coding region: 417-1631 (404 amino acids)
Biological process (GO): lipid catabolic process
Molecular function (GO): glycerophospholipid phospholipase A1 activity
Source: RefSeq, a predicted model, not a curated record